Stereum hirsutum FP-91666 SS1 is the source of this 1260-nucleotide messenger RNA. RefSeq lists its product as uncharacterized. The record is from RefSeq and is a predicted model, not a curated record. Lineage: Eukaryota; Fungi; Basidiomycota; Agaricomycetes; Russulales; Stereaceae. Bases 1 to 1260 code for a protein of 419 amino acids. The transcript has 6 exons.
AUGGCGUGUACCCAACUCACCCCCUUCAUCCUUUCCCCUCUACAUCUGCGGUAUCUCUCAUUCUUCGCAACAUACGCUUCAUUUGACGCCGUCGACCAUGGCACAUGGCUACCCAAGGAAGAAGAAUGGCUUGAAAAUCGUAUCAUCGCUGACAAAGGACAGUCUCGUACCACCGACAGACUAUGGCUCCUGACUAUCGUCGAAGACUUCAAACGUUCCUUCCCUUGCGUCCCUCGAGCGAAACCUGAUGGUGCCGUCGAGACGGAUGUCGAAGUGAAGGUCAGAGAGGAGAACACUCACAGGAGGGUGAAGAAAUGGAUUCAAAACCAUCAGCAGAGCAUUCUGAAGAAGCACAAGCGCAAUGAGCCUCAGAGCUCCUUCAAACGCUUGGUCGCGGAGAAGAAGAAGCCCUCCUUACGCUCGAAGUGCAAUAGAGAUAUAGCUUCGAGCCUUGAUCCAGUUGUUGAGGCAAAGCGGGCAGAGCUGAAGGCGCAGUUGAAGGCGAAGACCAUAUCGCAGUCAGAGAUGAUGUCCGCAAUCAACAGCACCGUGACUGAUCGUCUUCAGGACGAGCAGUUGCGCGCGCAUUACACCGAGAUGGCCCGUGGUUCCAAUUCUAGCGGCACUCAGUCGACCCAGGAAAACGAAUUCGGAGCCAACUCGGUCUCGAGAAGCUUCCAAUUCAUCCAAUGCUAUCCUUCACCUGCUGCGGUCGAGCAAGAAGACGAACUUGAAACCAUGGUCGUCGAUCCUCCAUUACCACACCCAACUUCCUCCGCUGACGCGUCAAAUCAUGGGGAAGCUCUUGCUCUCGUUCCAUCUCCAGCAAUCCAGGGUGUAACCGGCGGCCACACAGCUUCGACUAUACCAUCCUCUCCGGCCAUAAACCCGGUGUUGCAAGACCAGGAGCCGGUCGCGCCCAUGUAUUUCGAAGGUGGCCACUACUCACUCCCCAACGACGACAGUCAUACGCGAUAUCGUGCCAUCCUUGAUGCAGACACUGGGGGUCAGCCGAGUGGUCCUCACGAUCAAGUACCUACCUUUGCGGACUCUUCUGCACCCUUACAAGGUUCACUUGAUGCACCUCAAUACGACGAGUACUCGCUACACAGUGAAGCCGCAAUAGCCCAUUCCGGUCGCCAUCCUGCCCCUUCAACGUCUACCGAUCGGGGUCUCAUUCAAGCUCGCUCUACACCGCCCAUCACUACCCCAUCGUCGAUACAUCAACUCGGCGAAUACUUCCCGGCUCAUCUGGCGUAG